GAAAGAAAUGCAAGAUUUAUGUCAAUAUCAGAUUGUGUAUAACCAAACAAAUUUUAACGUUAACGAUGUCCGGACAAGCAGGGUUUUUUGCAGAAAGGAAUAAAAGGGGUAAGAAAUUCGGCAAUCACAACAAGAAUCUGAGGAAGAGAUCGUCGUCUCCUUCACCCUCUGCAGAGACGAUGGACAACUCCAAACAUCCAAAACAUCUCAAAGGCAGGGAGAUUGGAAUGUACUAUGCAUUUCUAUCCAAGCAGAAGAACAAGAAGGUCUCCAUAAAACCGAUUGGAAAUGUGUUAUUGCCAGAGUCGAAGCAGAAGGAGAUUCAAAAAUUGUUAGAAGCAACAAAAGAUGCACCAUUCAACAAACACAAUGUGAACUCCAAGUUUGAAACGAAUUUCAUGAAGGUCCUCCAUGGUAAUAUCAAUGAUAAACUGUCUGAAGUGAAAACAUUUGAGUCAAACAAAAAUGCAGACCAGUUAUUGCAAAUUGAGUAUUCCAAGAAGCAGACUGAUCCGAAGUACAGACAUAUGCAGCAGCAAAGGCAGAGACUGCCUGCAUAUAAAAUGCGCUCUGAAAUAUUGAAAGCUGUUGCUGAAAAUCAAGUUGUUAUCAUCAGUGGUGAAACUGGCUGUGGAAAAACCACACAGGUGUCUCAGUUCAUCCUUGACUCACAUAUGGAAGCAGGGACUGGAUCUCAAUGCUGCAUCAUUUGUUCACAGCCAAGAAGGAUUUCAGCUAUUUCUGUGGCUGAGAGAGUAGCUGAAGAAAGGGCUGAGGAUUUGGGACAAAGUGUUGGAUAUCAAAUUCGUCUGGAAAACGUUUUGCCAAGAAAUCGCGGGUCUAUAACUUUUUGCACGACUGGUGUAAUUUUAAAGAAGAUGGAAACUAAUUUGAGUUUAUCUGGUAUCUCGCAUUUGAUACUCGAUGAAAUCCACGAACGCGACGUACAAUCAGAUUUUCUGAUAACUCUGUUGAAAGAAGUCAUCAAGAAGCGUAAAGAUCUGAAAGUGAUUCUGAUGAGUGCCACAUUGAACGCGAAAGCAUUUGGCGAUUAUUUCAAGGUUGCGACUCUAACUGAAAUACCUGGGUUCACCUAUGAAGUCACCGAAUACUAUUUGGAGGACGUUAUUCAUAUGACUAACUUCGAGUUUCCACCUGACAAUCGAAGAUUUUUAAAGAAUAAGAACGCAGAUUUCGAAGCACUUAUCGAGCCUUACGUUAGGAAGCUGAUGAGAGACAAGGAGUAUCCGAGACGUGUGUGCAACGAGUUGAUGAAGAAAGGUUCAGAAGAGUUGAACUUGGAUUUGAUCAUGGAGCUGAUCAUCAUGAUUUGUAACAAGGAAAAAGAUCCGGGAGCAAUUCUGGUAUUCCUGACUGGUUACAGCGAGAUUUCCCAACUGAACACGAUGAUGUCCAAGUCUGGGAAGUUUUCCAAACACCGAUACCUAAUUAUUCCUUUGCAUUCGCAAAUGCCAUCAGUGGAACAAAAGUUCAUCUUUCGGCCACCUCCGCCGGGCGUGAGGAAGAUUAUCCUCUCCACAAACAUCGCAGAAACGAGUAUAACCAUUGACGAUGUUGUCUUUGUCAUAGACUGUGGAAAAAUCAAGAUAAGCAAUUUUAAAGUCGAGACUAAUCAACAAACGUUGAUGCCCGAAUGGGUUUCUAUUGCCAAUGCGAAUCAAAGACGCGGUCGAGCGGGUCGUGUAAAACCAGGAAUUUGCUACCAUUUAUUCUCUCGUGGCAGGCAACAGUAUAUGGAGGCAUAUCAGAAACCAGAAAUUUUAAGAAAACGACUCGAAGAUGUUAUAUUGAUGCUGAAACUAUUGCAGCUCGGCAAAGCGGAUGCGUUUCUGGAAUCUUUGAUGAACCCACCAGAUUCAGAAGCCGUUUCGGUUUCGCUUGAUCUGCUGAAAAGGAUGAACGCGUUGGACGAGAGCGAGAAUUUAACACCGUUAGGAUUCCAUUUGGCUCGAUUGCCGGUCAGUCCGCAAAUUGGAAAGAUGAUCUUGCUGGGCUCGAUUUUCAGCUGCCUGAAUCCAAUUCUUUCGGUGGCGGCGUCUUUAGAUUUUAAAGACGCAUUCAUGAUGCCGCUCGGCUGCGAAAGGAAUGUAGAUCAGGUGAAGGUGAAAUUGGCUAAUGGCAAUAUGAGUGACCACAUGAUAUUCCACGAAGCCAUGACUAUAUUCGAGCGUACGAAUAACAAGAAACAAUUCUGCUGGGACCAUUAUCUUAGCCAUACCACAAUGAACCUUCUGGAGAACAUGAAGAAACAGUUUGCCGAAUAUUUAUUCGACUUGAAUUUCGUGCCCAACUCAAACCCAAAGUGUUCAGAGUGCAAUGAGAACAGCGGAAACAUCAGUUUGGUGAAGGCUGUCAUCUGCGCUGGACUAUAUCCCAAUGUGAUUGUAAAUAAUCACAAAUUCAGCAAGCACGGUGUUAUCAACCGUUUCCAGACACUGGACAGGAAGAAGGUGAAGCUGCAUCCGAAAUCGGUUUUAAAUCAAGUAGAAAUCUUCGAAUCUCCACUCAUCGUGUAUUAUCUCAAGAUGAAAUCGAGCAAUGAUUUCAUCCACGAUGGAACCGUGGUCCAUCCACUUUCACUCUUGUUCUUCGGAGAUAGAUUCGCGGAGCAUAACGAGAGGAAUGAUAAGCAUUCUAUUAGCGUUAACGAAGGGUUGAGGUUUUGGUGCAGCGAGGGAACUGGAAAUAUAAUUGCUGCUUUGAGGGACAGGAUGAAUCUUUUCCUGAAAUGGAAAGUGGCUCAUCCUGGUUACGUCAAUUGGUCUUCAGAUGAAGACGGAGAAAUAAAAACGUUAAGGGCAAUCAUGGAAUUAAUCACAAGCGAAGAAUGUGGACGCAAUGAGCAUGACCCGGACGAGAGUUUGGACGAAGAUAAUGAUUAAAUAAAUUGUUUUAUUAAAUAACAUUCUCUUCUUAUCGAUGCGAAUGAAGUAGUUCAUACGGAAAGUCAUACUUGCACAAUACAUAUAUUAAAAAAGGUAAAAAAAAACUAUAUAUUAUAAUUAGUGUCAACUUAUAUUCUAAUUAUGAUAUCAUUAAUAUCUCAUUGCGCUUAUAUGUAGCAAUAAUAGAAGUACUAGAUGGUAGUUCGAUCUGUAUGUAUCUCACUUAUAUACUUUUUUUAAAAUAUCGAAGUAAACUAGUCUACAAAU
Nicrophorus vespilloides is the source of this 3173-nucleotide messenger RNA. Its product is annotated as ATP-dependent RNA helicase DHX36-like. Lineage: Eukaryota; Metazoa; Arthropoda; Insecta; Coleoptera; Silphidae. The record is from RefSeq and is a predicted model, not a curated record. The transcript has 4 exons. Bases 66 to 2903 code for a protein of 945 amino acids. Gene Ontology annotation, cellular component: intracellular anatomical structure; nucleus; cytoplasm. Gene Ontology annotation, molecular function: ATP binding; G-quadruplex RNA binding; DNA helicase activity.